Heteronotia binoei (common prickly gecko) is the source of this 2150-nucleotide messenger RNA. Its product is annotated as zinc finger protein 501-like. Gene Ontology annotation, biological process: regulation of transcription by RNA polymerase II. The record is from RefSeq and is a predicted model, not a curated record. NCBI's taxonomy places the organism in Eukaryota, Metazoa, Chordata, Lepidosauria, Squamata, Gekkonidae. Bases 218 to 1582 code for a protein of 454 amino acids. The transcript has 4 exons. Gene Ontology annotation, molecular function: DNA-binding transcription factor activity, RNA polymerase II-specific; RNA polymerase II cis-regulatory region sequence-specific DNA binding.
GGAGAGGAAGGGGCGGGGGAAGGGGGUUGGAGGUAUGAAUAGCAAAUGCACCCUCCGGCUUCCCUGUUUCCCACGUGCAGAGGAACUCUUUGUGCAGGAACUUUGCGAUGUUCGUUUAGAAGGUCUGGUUGGAAGCGGAGAGUUUUCAGGUAGUGGGAGAGCAUCACAGUUGGAUUCCAGGACAUCUCCUCUUUGAGGUGGAGUGGAAACAUUUAAGAUGCAGCCCACUCAGUGUCCGGUUUCCUUCGAGGAGGUGGCCGUGCGUUUCACAAAGGCCGAGUGGGCGCUGCUGACUCCUGACCAGAGGGUUUUGUAUAGAGAAGUCAUGGUGGAGAAUUACAGGACUGUGGCCUCUCUGGGUAACAGGCAGGAUGAUGAGAAUUAUAGUGAGCGCUGUGUGGUCUCUUUCAUAAUGGCCUGCUAUAAAGUGGCGGAAAAGCCUUCCAGGAAUCCAGAACAGUCUAAGAGGCAGGAAGAAAGCAAGGCAGAGAAGUCAGAGAAUCAGUCUGUAGUUUUCCACACUGGCAUCCUUCUUGAAAAGCUAUCCCAAGAACCAUGUGCCAAAGGAAAAAGGAGGUAUAGACAUUCUGAAAGCAGAGAAGUCUUGAGCUGUGAAUCCAGCUUUUCUUCCCACCAGAGAAUCCAUGCAGGGGAUGAAACGUACAAAUGCUCAGAAUGUGGAAAGCCCUUCGGCAGGCUUGCAAGCCUCACUUCUCACCAGAGAAUCCAUAAGAGAAAGGAACCAUCUGAGAAUUCAGAGUGUGAAAAUACUUUUGGUCUGAGUGAAAACCUUACUUCCCAUCAAAGAACCCACACGGGGCAAAAACCAUGGCAGUGUUCAGAGUGCGGCAAGAGAUUCAGCUGUAAGAGCUCUCUAAAUUUGCAUGAGAGAGUCCAUUCAGAGGAGAAACAAUAUAAAUGUUUGGAAUGUGGAAAGAGCUUCCGUUGGAGUGCAGGCUUCACUUCCCAUCAGAGAAUCCACACAAAGGAGAGACCAUAUGGGUGCCUGGAGUGUGGAAAGACCUUCAGAUGGAGCACGUGCCUCACUUCCCAUCAGAGAUUCCACACAAAGGAGAAACCAUAUGAGUGCCUGGAGUGUGGAAGGACCUUCAGUUGGAGCGCAUCCCUCACUUCACAUCAGAGAACUCACUCAGGGGAGAAACCCUACGAGUGCACAGUGUGUGGGAAAUGCUUCUCUCAGAGUCCGCACCUUAUUUCCCACCGAAGAAUGCAUUCUGGAGAGAAACCCUUUAAAUGCCAGGAGUGUGGGAAAGGCUUCAGUCAGAGCACACACCUGAAUAUACACCGAAGAAGCCACACAGGAGAAAAGCCAUAUAAAUGCUUGGAGUGUGGAAAGAGUUUCAGUGUCCAGACAAGCCUUACAUCACAUGAAAGAAUCCACACAGGCGAGAAGCCAUAUAAAUGCCUGGAUUGUGGGAAAAGCUUCAGUCAGAGCUCAAGCCUUAAUACACAUCGAAGAGUACACACAGGUGAGAGGCCAUAUAAAUGUAUGGAAUGUGGAAAGGAUUUUAGGUGCAGUUCAGACCUUAACACACACAACAGAAUUCACAGAAGGGAGUAACCAUUUAAAUGCCUGCAAUGUGGAAAGAGCUUCUCUAGCUCACACCUGAGUGUACACCAAAGCAUCCACACAGGCAAAAAGCCAUAUAAAUGCUUGGAGUGUGGAAAGAGUUGCCGUAUCAGCACAUGUCUGAAAUUGUAUGAAAGAAUCCACACAGGGGAGAAGCUAUAUAAAUGCCCAGAUUGUGAGAAAAGCUUCCAUCAGAGCUCAAGCCUUAAUACACAAUGAAGAAUCCACACAGGGAAGAAACUAUUUAAAUAUCUGUAGUGUGGAAAGAGAAUCCACUGGCAUCCAGCGUACAAGACAUUAUACAGUCUACACCAGAAAGAAAAAAUACAAAUGCAGCGACUGUUGAAAAAGAUUCAGACAAAGAGGCCAUUUUACAUCUCAUCAAGGAAAACACAAAGAGGAAGAAUCAUGGAAAUGAUUAGUUCUUUUUUAAAAAGAUAUUUAAUCUUUUAUUAUUUUCAUAACAAAAAAAAUAGAGGAUGGAGAAUGCGGUUUCUACAAAUAUCAAAGCAGCAAUAUACAACAAAUAUCUCUUUAAACUUGUUUUUGACCCCUUUAA